AUGCGUUUUUUGCUCUUCUUGGUUUCCAGGUCUGAUCACUCAUGUUUUGCUUUCUCUCCAUCUACAGGCUUUCGACAUUAUAGAUUUCCCCGAUUCAGGCCCGGCGGAUAUUUGAAAUUUCCUUUCCCUUCAGGCUGGCAGUGGGGAUCGGAAGAUACCGAGGCUGUAUGGCGGCCCGAAUACACGGUCACUGUGGAGGUGAAGCUUGACACAUUGCACAUGUCAGGGAUGGUGCUUUACCACAGGUCGCCGGUCACUUCAGCCCGAUACCUUCUGGCUUUUGAACAUGGGCACUUUGUAUACAGGUACGAGGCGGCCAGUAGGCCUUAG
This is a messenger RNA of Protopolystoma xenopodis, 330 nucleotides long. The record is from the annotation of a GenBank genome assembly. Lineage: Eukaryota; Metazoa; Platyhelminthes; Monogenea; Polystomatidea; Polystomatidae.